Messenger RNA from Morone saxatilis (striped sea-bass), 1314 nucleotides. RefSeq lists its product as uncharacterized. Gene Ontology annotation, molecular function: transmembrane signaling receptor activity. The record is from RefSeq and is a predicted model, not a curated record. NCBI's taxonomy places the organism in Eukaryota, Metazoa, Chordata, Actinopteri, Moronidae. The coding region runs from base 1 to 915 and encodes 304 amino acids. Gene Ontology annotation, biological process: cell surface receptor signaling pathway. The transcript is spliced from 7 exons.
AUGGGAGACAAAGUGGGAUGUGAUGCAAGUCAGUCAGUCAGUCGAUCAACAGCCAAGCAGCAUGGAGAUAACAACACUGUGAGCUUCCACUGUUUGACUGUCAGUCAGCAUCAAGACAAGAUGGAGUUCACAGGUCUUCUUCUCACGCUCUCUUCUCUUACAGUUUCUCCUAACAGAUCUCAGUUCUUUAAGUAUGAGUCUUUGUCUCUGAGCUGUGAAGAGAACAGAAACUCCUCUGGAUGGAGAGUGAAGGCCAAAACAGAGCGAGGAGUUUCAGAGUGUGGACGUGACUGGGGCUCCCUGCGAGUGUCGUCCUGUAUUCUCAACGAAGCCUACAGCUGGAACAGUGGAGUGUACUGGUGUGAGUCCACAUCGGGGGAGAAAACUCCAGCUGCCAACAUCACUGUCACUGAGAAUAAUGUGAUCCUGGAGAGUCCUGUGUUUCCUGUAUUGGAGGGAGAAUCUGUGACCCUGCGGUGCACCGCUCAAAGCAACUCUUCAAUCCUGCAGCCCAGCAUCUUUAUGAAGGGCAGAUCUGCUGUCGGAGCAGGGAUCACAGGGCAGAUGACCAUCCCUGCAGUGUCCAAGUCUGAUGAAGGCCUCUACAUGUGCAUGAUCACUGAUGUCGGCGCGUCAGCAGAGAGCUGGCUCACUGUCAGAGAACGGACCAAAAAGAGACAGGAAGCAGGUCGACCGUCUGGUGGUUUUACUGGAGGCGUCACAGAAGCAGCAGGUCCCGAUGGUCCUGCAGCUCCCCUCAUGUCUGUCUUCAGACUCAUAUGUCAUCUGGUGGUGGGGAGUCCCUACCUGCUGUCCACUGUCUUACUGGGACUCAUAUAUAGAGACAAGGCUAAAGCUCAGCAAGUUGAAGAGACCCGAAACUGCGAUGAAGUCCAGAUGGAGGAAAUAAUGUGACGUGCAGCAGUGUACCUUAUACUGUGUAUACUGUACCCCAUGGAAACAUGGGCAGAGAAGGUGCUUACAGUAAUGUAAUGCAUGUUAGUCUCAGUUCACAGGACCCAGCUUGUCAGGAGGCCCUUCUGACUCAGAGCCACACUUAUUAUGUUAGGUGUGAACACAUUAAGAGCAUCUUGAAGAUUUAGCUCUCUGUCAGAUAAAUAUAGAAUAGCAAAAAGUCCCACAUCCCAUAAAUAAAGACAAGAGUAAGUUCCCAUGCUCACAUUGUGUCUCAAUUACUUUCUCUUUCUGUCUGUGUUUUUUUACGUCUUACAGAUGUGGUUAUAAUCCACACUGUUAAAGGGAAACACAGUUCUGUUCAUGGUGUGAGAAACAGCAUAAAAAAGUUGUGUGAAG